Brassica napus (rape) is the source of this 858-nucleotide messenger RNA. RefSeq lists its product as uncharacterized. The transcript has a single exon. Lineage: Eukaryota; Viridiplantae; Streptophyta; Magnoliopsida; Brassicales; Brassicaceae. The record is from RefSeq and is a predicted model, not a curated record. Bases 194 to 730 code for a protein of 178 amino acids.
GGGCAAAUUGCAAACAGCAAGCAAAAGAUGCACACUUUUGUGUGUAUAUAUAUACCCACACAAUCAUUUCAAGAACCAGCACCAACCAACACUACAGAAAAAAAAAACGCAUCAAACAAAAAAAAACCAUCUCAAAUCUCAGAUCAAACCACCACUAAGAAUCAAUAUUUUGCAGAGUAUCUAUCAACCAUCAAUGGCGGAUUCAUGGAAGAAGAAAACCAGCAGAGCCGCAAUAAAGCAUAAAGCAUGGAGUCUUGUGAGGAUGGCUCUUCUAUGGGCAAGAAAAGGUGGAGUUUUCAAAAGAUGGCCAUUGCUCGAGCUACGUAACUUGUUCUCCAAGCAUCUCAAAGCCCUAGCUCAUCAUAACAACAGUGGCCGUUAUCUUUCUCGUUACGGAGAACGUGAGCUUUCCUUUGAUGAAACGCCGUUGUUUAACGCCAAGAAAAAGAAGAUACAUCGUCCUACGUCUAUGAGGUUCCUCCUUCCCUGCAUUGCCUCUCCUAUAGAAUUUGAUUAUGAGUUUGGUAUGGACGGUCAAGAUUACUCCGAUGAGGUUAUAUCGUACGGUUACGAUGAGCCUAGUGUGGAAGAGUGUGAUCGUACGGAUAAGGAUGAUGAGGAAGAAGAAGAAGAGAAAGGGGUUGAUGUGAGAGCUGAGGAGUUCAUUGCUAAGUUCUAUGAGCAGAUCAAGCUGCAGAGGCAAAUCUCUUAUAGAAAAUACAGAGAAUAAGCAUAAGGAUUUAAGGAUCUUUUUUUUUCAAUUUUGAAGGAUGAUGCUUAUUAUUUAUUUAUAUGAUUGCAACUAUUUUGUUUGUAGAUAAUUAAAAUUAUAAGAAUUUUCAAAGUUGUUUCACUAUC